Molecule: messenger RNA, 11632 nt
Organism: Spirometra erinaceieuropaei
Lineage: Eukaryota; Metazoa; Platyhelminthes; Cestoda; Diphyllobothriidea; Diphyllobothriidae
Source: the annotation of a GenBank genome assembly
AUGGCUCCUGUCUUCCGGAUGGCUUCGAGAGAGGUGAGUGGUCCACUAGUCUCAUUGAUGGUCUAAUGUCUAAUGGGUGAGGCAGGGCCACAGUUUGGGGCCUAAUUGGCUUUGCUGAAAACGUUAAUGUAUCGGGAAGAAGAGCUCUCUUCCUCUGUCGCUGUCUUAGACAACCUGACUUCAGACAUGACCCUCAUUGUUUUCACUACCCUAUGAGAUUCCUCCCUUAUGCGCAUAGAUUUUACUGCAGUUCGGUUCCAUUUCCUUCGGGGUGGUAUCGUGGAUACUUACUCCCAAGAGCUUUGGGGUAAGUCAACCGAGGGGUCUAACUGUAGUUAAGAGUUUCUAAGUGCUAAGGGAGAAUUGGCUUGCUUAUCCUUAAUGCAUGAGAUAUACUCUUGUGGACUCUCGUGGCCAUGAAAGUCUACGAAGGUAGCACACAGAUUAACGUGAAGCAAUGUGGAUAACUCCUGGUCUAGAACGACCUGAACAACCCUGAUAGCAUUAGUCGACCACGGCUAGACAUUUGCUAGCCCGUUUGACUUGCGGGCUAGUGCAGCGCUAGUAAGCUGACUGGCUGAGAGUGCUCGAUCUGUGCGAGGAAAGGUGCCUUUCCACUACACCCCUCCUUGAUGCUUACCCGAGUGCAUUUUCACGUCACGCCUGGGGGUCCCUUUGCGUGUACACACGCACUUUGUCCGGAAUUUCGGCCCCCUGUCUGGCGACUUAAAUCGCCUCGGGUUACAACGCCUGAGAAGGCGCGUCAACCUACUGACCCUGUGUGGACAGUGUCCGCCAGGAUUGUUGAACGAUCCGGUCAAUCGCAACACCAGCCCGCGACCAAGCUAGCCCUGGGCUAGUAGAAUGCUAUCAGAGAAGGUUGCUAGACACGUCAACACUCCUAUCCAAACCCGGGUACAAGAUACAUAAUGGGUGCAACGAACCAAGUACAUCGGAAAACGACUAUAAAAGGAAGAAUGAGUCACAUCGGGGGAUGAUCCGUCUGGAUGAGGGGGCACGCCAGUAUGCUUGUUUAACUGCCGGCGGAUAAUGCUGCCAUUAGGACAGUUGCAGGGGAGGGCUGCGGAAGAUGCCAACGUGGAGCGUGAGCAAGGUAACAUUAGGAGUUUCGGGAAGGGGAUCUGCGGUUGUGGGACAGAGCGCCAGCUGUUUUCACCAUCUCCACCCAGGGUCCGGGCCAGGAGUGUUCACUUCGUUCCAACAACCUAAUCUAGUUCGUGGGGCGUCACAGCGUGGCCAUGACUGUAGAUUUUCCUCUACAGCGAUGCCAUCCUCCGUCGAGGCCUGAGGUCCACUUGGUUCAGGCUCCACAACCAUUCGUAUAACCCGAUUAGGAGACGGCGAAGUACACACGUUCCUAACUCGUAGCUGUCCCCUAAAAUUGCACCAUGUACACAUGAAUAUCUCAAAACAAGUAACCACGGGUGUUCAAAAGGAAUUCGCCCCUUUACAUUGAAAUGCGGUGUUCUGCCGACGCCGCGACUGCGUCUGUCCUCGAUUUCCAAUAGGUUAUAUGCUACUUUUGACCUCGUUUCUGCACACAAACUGUUUACAUAUCUCCACUUUUCCGUAGUUUGAUUCCAGGCGUCCGCCGAUUGAGCGCCGCCGCUCUCGUUCUCCUAUCGCACCGCCUCCGAACUUUAGGCACGAAAGAAAUGUUGGAGGCCCACGCUACGCACCAAGCAAUCCAGCCUACUCGGAAUAUCGUCCACGACCACGAAGUAUUACCAGGGAGCGAGGAGUUCCCCGUCGAGAUUUGCCGGAUUCGUCUCGCAAGUACCCUGCUGGCCGCUUUGAGCAGGUUUCGCCAAGAUGGUCCGGCCGGUUAGACUCGAUGUUUAUUUUUUAAUGAUCUCCGUUUAGUGAUAGGAGUCCUAUACGUGCUGCUUCGCCCGUCGGCCGUUCUCGUGACAUCGCGCCCAGGCGGUUUGCGCGCGAAGUUCCUACUGAAGACCCUCCGCCAGUGAGACGUUAUUCGCGGCCUCCCAGGCCAGAGCCUUCCCCCAGACGAUAUUCCCGAGAUCUUCCACCGCGUGAAGCGCCCGGAGCUGGCAAAUAUAGCGCACAUAGUCCGCCCCGUCCCCGCAUGGAUUCACGACCAUUGUCUUCGGAAAGGCGUGUUCGUGAGAUGCCUUUGGACCGCCCGAAAUGGCAACCACCGAGAGGUAAGCCCGGCUGUCCUAAACCCUCUUCCAAAGCAGUCUUUCUAGUAAUUUUCUGGUCGCUAAACGCGUCCCAGUCUAACCUAUUGCCUUUAAGUUUCGGUUUGUACCGGGCAGUGUUCUUGCGUAUGCACGAUACGUCUGCAGUCAGGUCGGACGUGACCAUCUGUCUUGAUACCCGAACACCCGGACGCGGCGGUUUGUGACAGCUGACCUAAAAGACCUAGGUCAACAAUGCGGACAAUAUCGAGGGCCCAGUAACCACGUCAUCGCUCCUACCCCUGCGCCGGGAUCAGGUUUCAGUCAAAAAAUUCGUCGUUCCGGUAAAAAAAGUUUUGGACUUAAAUAAGCAGCGUCGAAGUCAUGCAGUAGCUGACGAUGCCGCCGAGCUACUCCGAUCGUCUUUGGAUCUCUUAUGGUAUCUCCGCACUUCCGUUGGAUUACGUUGCUCGAAGAACUGCUCAAGCUUUGAUGGUCAGUAAAGUUCGCUCCCGUCAGUGCUCACAAAUCAAAACGCGGUUGUGUCGGCUAAAAAGCAGGCCGGACGAAUACAAACUCCGUGUGGCUUGGCAGAAUCAAAAUCUGGAACUCGUUCAUAUUUUUGCUAGGGGCUGUAGUUACCCUGAAGGCAUCAUCGGUUUACUCGGCAGUGUCCUCCCCCCUGCUUCACUCCGUUGACCAAGAACCAAUCCGUGGGAUAUUUGACUUGGUCAAACUCGAAUGGACAGCCGUUGUUGACGACCAGGGCCUCAAUGAAAAUCCAUAUCAAGCAUCCUUCAGCAUUUUCAGCAGUGAUAGGUAAUCCAACGAAUUCCGCCUCCCUUUACUCCGAGACUACGUUCUGGAAGCUUUUAUAGCUUGGCGCUACUGCCGUCGUAGUUAAGUUCGGUCGGCUGGCGCCCAAAUGCAUGUUUGGCACCACCGGAGCAGCGUACCAUCACGAGAACAACCAAUUUCGCAUUUCAACGCGAUAAGGGACGUGAUGUAUCCUUGUCAAACAACUAACAUGAACAACGUCGCAGACAGGGGGUCGACUGUAGCACUCGAUCACAACCAUUUCAUGAUGCAUCUAAGCCUUACGACUAGCGAACUCGAAUGCUGCGGCGAAUCCAGAUGGCCCUGGAUUGCCGACAUCCCUACCCAAAAACAAAUACCCAACUGAGGUUGUGUCCUGCAAGUCUUUUAACGUCUACUUUGAUCAGCCCGUGAGUCUGCUACCCACAGUUUCGCUUGCAAACAGUUGUUCCACUUGGUUAAGUUAUGGCCUGUUGUAAACAAUUCGCCUUAUUUUGGAAUAACCCCUUGCAGUCUGUGGAGACUGGAUGUCACCACACAAGGUUCCCCACCUGACCUGUGGUUUCGACUGCAUUGACAGAGGUGCUACAUAGUGAAACUUACAAAAGUCGUGCAGUGUCCUUCCAUUGAUGAAAGUUUAAACACGUCUUGCCGGAGGAGCCAUAGUCAGACCCAACUUCACGAAUAUCGCACUAUCGGUCGUUGGGAUUAAGCUGGUCGAUCAGAUGUCAAUUGCACAAAACUUCACCUUCACUAUUCAGCCGUCCACUGCAUGCGUCUCGUUUGCCCUAGUCAUAUAGUUUAACGCCUUCAGGCAACGGCAUUGCUCGAGAAUUCCCUCCUAACUCCGUUUUUCAUCGGGUCUGCAAUAUCUAACGAAACAGGUUAUUCCCUAUAGAGUUUUUAACUCCUACAAUGCAAAAGCAACCCAUCCCCGAAACGUGCCAUAAGGCCGGGCCAUUGCUGAGGAGGCCACACUACCCGUCUGCGACUGAACAGGUUGAUACCCAGAUCAAGGGCCGCUAUUUUUCAACCAUGGACCACCGUCAAGUGUUGUAGCUUCCACCUCAGUGUUCACCUUCCUACAUGGUAGACUUAAGAUUAAGAGCUUGGAGUUACGAUGAAAAGGUGUAGGCUGUUGCUGUGACCUACAGUGUUAGUGUCAGUUGCAAGUCCAGACUCAUUUUUUGGUAAUACUUGCCUAAGGUGACGCAUGCGCCACUGCUCUCGCCAAGUCAUAACGUACCGAUAAACUUCUGGCCUCAAGAAUGCCUGUCCGCCUUGUUAUACCACGGGCUGAAAGAUUAUUUAAAUCGGUGACGGAAUGCCUGACCAACGCGUGUGUCAGGAAUAUGCUCUGGUGUCAUUCGUCGCUAAAGGUAUUAAGCCGUGGUGUCUCUUCCAACGCGGUUAUUUAUAACAGCGUGUCGUAAAAACGAAGGAAUCGCCGUAGCAGCCGAGAUCGUCUACUGGACGUGGCUGACGGUUGUUUCGGCUGGUGCACGCCGAAGUUGCAAGACGUCCAAGUUUAGCCGGCCCGUUUAACUAUAAAGCGUGGAGAGAAAUCGGUUUCGCGCCUAUAUUUUGCCCGUCAAACUUGGCCCUUUAUUCAGAAAUAUGGGAAUUCUUGGACAUUGCUAUCCUGCAAGCUGUUGAUGGACUUGUGUACAAGUUAGACUACGAGGGUUCUGGUCAUCAUAUUUCCUCAAAUCCAACCUGCCAAUUUUCAUCUUUCACGCCUGUCCCGUGUUCUAGAUGGUACUCGCAGCUCCUAUGCACUUUACGGCGAUUCAGAACCACGUUCCAGUUUCAUAUAUUGAAGGUGCGGCCGUGCGUUUGCUUCAAAUUACCUGGCACCGCGUUUUCAGUGCACUAGUCAAAUAACCGUAAAACUGGGAUCCUACCAAAUAGCCUCAUACCUGUCCCUGACAUUACUGUGACCUAAAAGCCUGUGGCUCGUACAAAACUGAGCUCACGAUCACUCUCUGAGUCGCCUAGUACGACAGAUUCAGUCCUAAAGCCGAGCAAAAGGUGAGCGCGGGGACACCGAUGGUCAGUCAGCAAGCGUCGGCCACCAGGUUUCUUUCAAGCUAUCAGUUAUCAAGAGCAAAGCACCUCAAAAAUAGCGCACCCAAGACGCGAGACCAAGCAAUUAUCGCCGUUUGAUGUUCGGUUUCGGUUUUUUGUGAUGACGUGUCGAUUGUCGCUGUUGUAAAUAUCUUUCAGCCCGGGGCAGGUCCUCUAACGUCGGUUGGUGAUAGAACAUUUCGCUCAAGUACGAGCAUUUGUAUUUGCGAGGCCGUUGACGGACGACCAAUGGGCAUCUAAAACUGGAAACUGGAGCUUCAGGCUACUGCAAAAACACUUGGGAGGACCGAUGGGGACUGUUGUCUUUACAAUGGCGACACAGUUCCGAGCGAGACGCUGCUGAAAAUAGAUCAACAGGUUUACCCUUUCGACUGCAGUAUCCGACAGGUAUCUGAACGAAGGAACCACCCACAGCCCGAGCUUUCGCCUAAAGGGUCUUGUCUCACAGAGUUUUUGGAAUGGCCAACGUUAAACGGUAGUUCAGCUGACGGGUGAUCCUGUAUGAAGUUAUGAUAUACAAUUAGUGCUGUCGAGUUCUGUCGGCCCAUUCCUGUGCUAUCCGUUGUGUGAACUUCGAACAGCGCUAUGUUUACAAGUUUGGUUCCCAAUGGAGGUUGAAGUUGAUCAACUGGUCACACCGUGACCCGAAGGCAGCCCUGAUCCUGUCCAAAGCGUUGGAAACCGCGAAAUUAACGGGCGACAGAAACAGUUGGUACACGUCGCAAGGUCUUUGACUCCAACUAAGUUGUUUGCCAGAACCCUCACUAGCCUCCUGUUUUCGUGCUGGUGUGAACGCCUAUGAAAACGAAAACCUACCGUCCAAAAGGGACGCCGCGUUGAUACCAAACCGUUCGUAACGCGCAAGGGUAUCAAGAACAGGGCUUGUGUUCUACUCGCAGAUUACGCAGUCGACGCGCCAUACGCAAAGGGACACGCAUCAGGCCGCAGACCCCCUAGCCGUCAGCACACCCACGCCAAGUCCGAGUGUGCAUCGCCAAGUCAAUGGGCAACAUGUCACAAACGGAUUGGUCUUCGCUGUCUGCUUUUGCAAAACAUCAAUUCCAAAGCCAGCCAAUAAUCGAGGAAGCUACGAACUUAGUUCUGAACCCCGGCUGUAUGUACCUAUCCUGUCGGCCCUGCUGAAACUUCGAGCGUAUAAACAAUGAAGAAAUUCAAUAAUCUCGAGCUGCCGUCAACCGUUGGAAUGCUGGAAGUGAGCUUCUGGAGCACUAAAAAUUAAGCGGGAAUACAUACAAACUUCUGAUUGUUGAGCAAUUUUGGAUUUAUUCGAGGCAGUCACAUGCUUGUAGCAUCGCAUAGGUCACUAUGUGGUAAGAUUGGCGCAGAAUAAGAAGCUACCACAGUACAAUCUAGUCGGGUCUGAAGAGACAGUCAGCCUCAACACGGGACCGGCAAAUGCGGCCGUUUACCAUGAAAGCAUGGAUGGCAAUCAAUGAAGCUGCAAAAAUACGCGAAGCCCAGAACGCAAUGCGGAUUUCGCGUUCACUAGAUCUCUGGCAGUCUGAGGACCCAAACUCGGAGUCUCUUGUAAUAAUUAAGUGAACAUGCAAUGCAUUCUGCUUGGCCCUACAAUAAUAAACAACAAUCCAAACUGCGCAUAAUCAAGCAGAUAAGGCGUUUGUCUUCAUGGAGUGGUUGCGGACCAGCGUACUGUGGAGCGACUUAGGUCGUCGCAUGAAGUGGAGGAUGUAGCAACAUAAAUCUUUGAUCUUUGGCGUAACAGAGAUAACCUGGUCUGCGAACUGAUCUGCGGUUGACCCACGACUAAGAAAUUCGUUGAUCCACGCCACAGGAGCAGCAUUUUUGACGAGAUCCAGUAAAUAGUUUAGAAAAGGAAUGACAGCGAUGCAGUUGUCUCUUCAGUGUUAGGGGAUGUGAGGACAUUCGUAGAUGCAAGGGUGUUCAGAACAAGCUGUCUUUUUCGGGACCCAGUCUUGGACCACAGUCCAGCUCAUAAAAUAUCGAAUUCUUCCAUGUCAGAUGCCUCUGGAAAGAUGGGAAAUCGUAUCCGCCAAGCCCCUCAGACUAGCCACCGGAAUCCAGCCAUAGAACGACAUUGGGCGGCCUGUGGUCCUUAAAAACAACAGGCAUAUGACCGCUUGCCUAGUUAUCGUUAUUGCAGUCAUUGGCGGAUUCUUCACGUCCCCCAGCGCAAUACGGGGUUUCCGCUACUUCUCCUUUGAUAGAGCCGGGAUGGUUGUAGGUAUGUCCGAACCCCGACACCGGAUCAACUGUCUAAUUAGUGAUAUGACAGUUAUACUGUCUCGCUGCCGUAGAGCGCAUGUACUGUGGUUUCCUACGCCCUCGAAUUACUUAAAUCACACGUCACCGAUUUUCGUCGGUAUUUCAGGACUUGUGGCGUGCAACUUGCGUGCGCAGCUUUAUCUUUCCAAUGAUGUUACCGGGACACUAGCAAAACGCCGAAGUCGACGGAGUAAUCCGCCUUGUCAAGUCUGACGUUAAAAAAUUCCAUUUUUCGAUUUGUAAUCCCUGAGGAGCAUUUUCGUCUUUGCAAUCUUCAAUUGAAAUCCUACUUUGCAGCUCCGAGGCCACAUUAAGUAAUGAGCGGGGCCCCCUCGCCAAAGGUGUUUUAAAGCAAGACAAUGUCGUUAUUGUUGAAGCACUCGGGGUGUGUUCCGGCACUAAUCACGGUGGUGAGUGCAUAGCAUUACGGGCUUCGUCACUUGCACCGUAUGUUUCAAAUUGCUACUCGCGUGGUCAACUGUCUUUAGUUUCGAUGACACAAUAAAUCUCCAAGGCCUUCUGCAAAACGUCAAUAUCAAAUGCCCCAGAAUCUGUCACGAGAUUAAUAUCUGACCAAAUGGACAUCUGCUUACCCAGAAAUUUCUGGGGUCUCUUAUCUGCUGGGUCCCCGAGGAGUUAAAGCUGUUAAGAUGUGCGCUCUCAAAGGUCUUCAUUGCGAUUUCGACCAACUCGAUGUCUCUACUUGCGACAGUUCUUGUUAGGCCGCUCGACUUUUUGGUCUCCAUGAACUCCAACUUAUUUUUGCCAGUCUCACACUUAAGGGAAGUUUGCUAUCCUCUGGAAUCGCUGGUGAUGCGCGUGAUUCAUAUUACACCAAGGGAGCCCUGUAAAACAGUCAUUUCCUUUGCAUCCACUACGAGUGGCAAAAUUAGGUGAAGUCGGCUGUGUUGUGUCUGGCCCAUCGACCAAUUUGAAUCAGGCUUCAUAAGGGCGUGUCUGCGCGAGUAGUGAUAAAAUCGAAUUACGAUGCGCCCGCUGCGACCCUCCACUCAAACCCGGUAUCGAGCCGUCCAGUCAGUUGGAAAGCUCCCAAAUCUGCCAGUAGUCCCACUCUUGUAAUAAGUUCUUCAAUGGGACACAGCCCAAAUUCUUUCCACCAGUGUUAAGGCCCCAGAACUAGAGCCGAAAACAUGAUGCGCGUGAGGCGCAUAUUACAUAGUCCUGGCUGCACUACACAGUCAAUAAACAGUGAUAGGCGAUCAUUCAUCGCUUACAAGCCCCAGAGACAUGUGGGUUUUGGUCGCCCGUACGCAGUUCUAAAUUCCUCAGAAUUACCUCCACAAUCCGGUUCGAAGGUCCGAGACUCGUCUAAUGUCAGUAAUGUCCACCGGGUCUCUCCGCGCUGCUUCGAUCGCUCUUGAGCCGGCAAGAGUCGCCACCCAAGGUGAUCCUGUUAUUUGGAUGGUUAGGUUGGUUAAAGUAAUCAGGUAGUCGAAGUGAACUCAAUAAGCAACGCUGUAAGACGGUUUUCGUUCCAAGAACCACCUCAUGCGAUACCCAGUAGCAGACCCCAAUAUGAGGAUCAAAGUUCACCCAGUGACCUACUUUUUGCCACAAUAACGCCUCACUCGGGUAUGACUCCGUGACUUUGCUGUCGGAUACCCAUCAGUGCCCGUCAACCCGACUCAGGCCCGGUAGUUUACUCCAUCCGUCCCUACGCUCCGACCAAAUUAAGAAUUCAGACUGGCCUCAAUAACGCCAAUUUAAACGUUGCAAUUAGGACCAGAGGUUGGUAACGUAGCUUUAAACGUUUUUGCAAGAACGGUUCCGAGAGCCGUAUUUUGCGCUUCAUCUCAGAUGCGUAGAGGUUGUACUACGGAUAACCACGACCCAGGCCUAUUGGAUGGAAAUGCUCUCCCGUAAGGUUUGUGAACAUGAGCUUGUCAUCAUGACCUUAUAUCCGGUCCUAGUUUGUUGGCAGGGUCAUUGCGCUGCCCAAACUGAGAUAAUAAAAUCCGUCAAAGUCGUUUUUUAUGGGCGCCACUUUCUCCAAACGAAAAACAUAUGCUACAUGACAUGAGGAAAUGCCGGCCUUUCCUCUUCGGGGCGCCGGAAUUUUUAGGUGAUUGCCAUCAUCCCGCAAAGCGAACAUCUUGACGGGCUCUAUGUGCCGCAGCGCUGUACCAGCAGGGUAUACUGGUUUCUUUGUGUCUUUGACGGAUUGUCGUAGGUCCGUCGUUCGUAUCGGACAUUACUUGCUAGAUGUUAGGAGAAAAUCGUGUGUAACUCGAGGAACUUCAACGAUAACGUCUAUUGGCUGUUUCGUCAAGGAAAGGUCUCGAAAAAAUGUCUGAAUCUCCAACUUGAUGUGCUGGUUUUUUGAGUAUUUCGGGAGUACGAUUGGGAUUCCAUCUGGACUGCCGCCGUCGAAAUCUCCACACAACGUCGGCUUUAAAAUGAGAUAGCUGUUCUCAUUAUAAGCAUUCCUAGAGGCUGGCAGAACGAUUGAUCUGUCAAACUUUUCCUUGCCACUACCAGGUGACAUUCAGCCAUACAGAAACGGGCGACCAUCUUAUGAUGACAGAAGAGUUGGGCGCCCACCCUACUCAGAAGACACAUACUCGGAUAUUCCAAGGCGCCCCCGAUCCGAUUUCAGACGCCAAAGCCCUUCACCAGGUGAACGCAUUACGACCACUUUUAACGGACGUCCACGCGGUGACUUUUCCCGAGGAUCCAUACGAGGCUCUGGUCCACCACGUAGGAGAUGAGAACUAUGUACAAAUCCAACCCCCAGCCGUUUCCUUUGCGUCGUCAACUUUUACUAGUAAAGUGCUCACUUUUCAGUUGUCUCUUUAUUCUCAUCCGGGAACGGAGAGGCAUCAUUUGCGUCACACAUGCCUCAGCUCAGUCCUGCUGUGUUCAUGUUCUUGUAUCCAUGGCCAGUUCCGUCGUGGCGUAAACCCUUCGCACUUAGACUGGUGCCUUUAUUUGGCACUGGGAAAGUGCAAGAGUUUUGAAUAUUAUCGUAUGUCGCCAAGCUGAACCAUGUCACGAAUGAAUCUGCGACUUGUCAUCCAUUUGUGGGAACUCUACGGAGAGGCUAGGCUGGCGGCCUGGGCAGUUGUUGGAGUCUCAGCGGAAGUCUGCAUCCAGCACAGCUUCCACCGGAAUCACAUCAGACAUCCAGAAAUUGGCAUGGCUCCCUGUUUCCAAAUUUCGAAGAAACAUUAAUCUCGGGAAGGUCGGAAGACUGAAUUCAAGGUAAAUAGUUAACACUUCUUUUUUAAGAAUUGGAUCCUGCUGCACCAAAACAUGAAAUUUCGUGGUUACCCCCACCCAUCCAUACAACCGGGAGCUUUGUCGCCCAGCAUGUGAAACUCGGAAUGUAGCAAAAAACAAUUGCCAGAGUUUGACUGCCGAAGAUUUGUGACAAUUCAGUGUGGAGAUAUAGGGAGGACAGACCGCCGGCGGUGUGUCCUUCGUUUCAGCCUGAAAAGAUGGUUUGGAGUAAGUGAAUUGUUGUGUUGUGUCGUUUCUAUUAUGACGAACUUUGGCCAUGAAGGUUUUAUUUCUCAUCGCCGUACCUAUCUAUUUAAGUCUUCGAGGGGGCUCGAGAAACUUUCCCAUUUUCUUGGAUAUCUUUUGAUAGGAGGUAAGGUAGCAUGCCAUUUUCCUAGGAGAAUUAGUGGGCUCCCAGUUGACGUAGGUUUUUUUAAUUUUUUGAGUUUAUGUUGAGGGUUUUGAUUCUCGCCCCCAUUUGGCGUUUUCAUAGAAAGUAGGCAGAAAAUGUUUGAAUAUUAACACAUCAGUACCACAGCGUCUCUCGUUGGUGUUCUUGCUGCCUCGAUUUUAGCCCUCUUCUCUUAAUAAGGCGAAAACGGGGCUUUCCGUUUUCGUAAGAAAAAGAGAAACAACAAAUGCCUAGCUCUUGGCAAGCGAAUGCGACAUCGUUUCGGUUGGAGUUGAGCAAGUAUAUCCACGUUAGGCUUAUGGUAGCUCUUCUUCGUAUAUUUUUGUGGGAAAAAGACAUGAGCGGAUUGGUUCCUUGUUAUGCGGAAACGUCAGACUACUUGCCGUUUGUUCUGCGCAUUUAGCCCAAUCUUCGUGCUCAUAGGCUGCAGAAAUCCGUUGUAUUUCCAGAAGCUGCCGUCGGUGUGUUGCCUCAUUUUCGACGGCAAAUACACCUGAAAACUUACUCCUUUUCGGGUUUUAGGCGACCUCGAGGAUGUUGAUUGUAUCUCUUUAUCCCUGUCUGUUCAAAUCAAUUUGGAGCAUUUAUGUUUUUACUUCGUUCGCCUAAUCUGUUUUUUAUUCUGAUUUUAGGUUUACUUGUGCACUAA